Lineus longissimus is the source of this 2268-nucleotide messenger RNA. RefSeq names its product metabotropic glutamate receptor 5-like. Gene Ontology annotation, molecular function: group II metabotropic glutamate receptor activity. Gene Ontology annotation, biological process: regulation of synaptic transmission, glutamatergic; G protein-coupled glutamate receptor signaling pathway. Bases 79 to 1452 code for a protein of 457 amino acids. The record is from RefSeq and is a predicted model, not a curated record. The transcript is spliced from 2 exons. Lineage: Eukaryota; Metazoa; Nemertea; Pilidiophora; Heteronemertea; Lineidae. Gene Ontology annotation, cellular component: plasma membrane.
UGCUAUGAUCAUCUGAACGAAUCUUUGGUUCAAUCGAAUGGACCGACAUAUCUUGGUGGCUUUAUUGAUAUCGUUCGCAUGUUCGGUUACUCCAUCCGAAAUCUAAUCAAUGAAAAUUGUCCUAAUGCUCUUACGGACAAAUCGCUCCUAAAAGACUGCGUGAACGGAUCGCUAGUGAAUGAAUACGUUUACAAAACAACUUUCAAUGGAUAUUUGGAGAAUAUGAAAAUAAACAAAGAUGGCGACGGAAUGGGCCAGUAUGAAGUGCUGCAGCAAAUUCGCAAAGGAACGGGAUUUGAAAAGGUCAAAGUUGGAGUUUGGGUUGCGUUGACCUCAUCUCUCAGCUUCACUACAAAUGUGACGUGGACAACGAGAUACAUGUUGGAUAAUCAUGGGAUACCUGAGUCAGUCUGUAGCAAGCCAUGCGACCCGGGAUACUUUCGCUUGCUUUCAGAUUCGCCGUGUUGCUGGGUUUGUAAAAAAUGCAGAUCCAACGAGUUCGUCACGAUAAACGGGUCGGCGUGUGACGUGUGUAAUGAAACAACAUGGCCGAAUAGCAUAAACAACACGUGCGAUGAAAUCCAGCCAAUGGUCCCAGGCUGGGCAGCGAUCACAACAAUUGUGUUCAUGUGUUUUGCUACCAUAGGUUUACUCCUGGUCAUUGUGAUCGGGACCUUGUAUAUAGUGCACCGAAACGACCGCAUCAUCAAGGCAUCAAGUUUGUCCCUUAGUUGUGUCAUCCUCUCUGGUGUCGUAUUAUCCUACAUAACCGUAUACCUAGUCCUGUCCAACCCAUGUUCAGUUGUAUGUAGCAUCCAGAGACAGACAUUUAGCUGGAGCUUUAUUCUCAUCUACGCACCCAUUUUGGUUAAAAGCAACCGGAUCUACCGCAUUUUCACGGCAGGGAAACAAGGCAACAAGAGGCCCAACCUUAUCGGAGGCAAGGCACAACUUGUCUUCUCCUUCAUCAUUAUCAGCAUCCAGGUAACCAUUUCAAUUGUUACAGCGGCUGUCUUACCUCCCACCCCUACGUUGCGUCAGCCAAUCAUGAUAGAGAAGAGAGUGGAACUGACAUGUGACCUGCCAUUCUACGCAUUGAUCAUCCCCCUCUGUUACAACCUGUUGGUCGUUUUGGUGGCUGCUUUCUUCGGCUAUAAGACGAGGAAACUACCAGAAAACUUCAACGAGUCCAAGUGUAUAUUUCUCUCCGUCUGUUCGACUGUUUUCAUUUGGAUUGCAUUCAUGCCAACAUAUUUUGCCGCCAUGACAGCCCAGCACAAGAUCCUUUUGUUAGCCUCGUCACUUGUGUUAAAUGCGACGGUCAUAAUAUUGUGCUUGUUCGUCACACGCGUGUAUGCGUUAUUCUAUAUGGACGAGGAUGAUAUGUUGUUCAUGACGAUGACAAGAACACGCGUGGCUCCCAUGUCUCAGAUCUCGGCUAUAGCUUCUUAGACUCCUUACCGUUGGUAUACGAUUAACGGGGAACCCUCAUGCAAUGUUCAAGGGGGGAAUGGGUUGCAAUAGUGUUCUUAUAUGUAAGUCAAACAGCACACAGUUAGCAAACCGGAGCCCAAAUAAAAGGACGUUACCACCGGGGAACCUUCUUCCAUUACUAUAAGUACGUAGUACUUUAUGACAUAUCAACAUUAUUGCUGGUAGGUCUGAUAUAAACUCAACCAAAUCAACAUCCAAGAGGCCAACGGCUAAGAUAGGAAGUGACAGGAAGUGUCCUUGCCGUUGGCCCCAGAUCAAAUAAUAUUCAAUGCCAAAAUCUUUCCAUCUGACAUCAUCCACAGACAGUCAUGUGCAGCUGUGAUUCGUCGCUAGGUUACGAGAUGGCGACUUCCAUCAUUUUCAUAUUCGAGGAUCGAUCAGAGAUUACGAGCUCAUGAUCGCACAAGUGAGACGGAGUCUCUUAUAUUUAUAGAAUGAAUAGUUUCGAAUAUGGUGUCUCCUAUAAAGGCUUGGUUCUUCUUCAAAACCACGUCACGUCCAUCACUUGACCUGCCCUAAACAUUCACUCUUCCAGACAUGAUGCUGGUGAACUAUGCAGAUACAAUAAUUUCGGCGAAAGACUCUCCCAAAGUUGUCCCAAUUCCGUCGUCCUGUUAACCAGUACUAGGGGGAGGAGAACGAGGGUGGGACCACAACAUCCGGAGUAAGGACACUGGUUCUUUUUCUUUCCAACUCAUUCCCGUGGCUAGCCGAUCUAUCGGCAUUGUUUCACGGCCAAUAAAUCGCAUGUCUUGUAAAUUCUGACUCGGUACC